ACACUCUAUCCCUUCGCCGUCACCCCCCAUUGCAGUCUUCAUCAUGGACCGGCGCACACCUUUCACGCUGAACUUGUUCGGUGGUAGCACAGAUGGCCCCGAAGAAUCUCGCACUCAAGUCCAGGCCAGGCUGCGAGAAUUCGUCUUGGAGUUCCAGCUGGAUAAUGCGUUCAUCUAUCGUGAUCAAUUACGGCAGAAUGUUCUGGUCAAGCAAUAUUACUGCGAUAUCGAUAUCGCUCACUUGAUUUCUUACAACGAAGAGCUGGCACACAAGCUUACCACCGAACCUGCAGACAUGAUCCCCCUCUUCGAAGCGGCUCUUCAGCAAUGUACUCAGCGGAUCGUAUAUCCCUCUCAGAGGGACAUUCAACUCCCCACCCAUCAGCUCUUGCUCCACUCCUCCGCAACUCACAUCUCGAUUCGUGACCUGAAUGCGACAAAUAUCUCCCAUCUCGUUCGCAUUCCUGGUAUCGUUAUCGGUGCUUCUACGAUUUCUUCCAAGGCAACAAUUGUUCAUAUUCGUUGCAAAAAUUGCGACCACGGCGAGAAUCUGUCGGUCGAGGGAGGCUUCGCCGGUCUCUCACUUCCCAGGAGAUGUGGACGCGAGAGACAGCCCGGUGAGGGCAUCCAGGAACAAUGUCCAUUGGAUCCCUACGUUGUCUCCCAUGACAAAUGUCAGUUCGUCGAUCAGCAGGUUCUUAAGCUCCAAGAAGCACCGGAUCAGGUGCCAGUGGGAGAGCUGCCACGGCACGUCCUCAUUUCCGCGGACCGGUACCUCGCAAACCGAGUCGUACCCGGCUCUCGCUGCACUGUAAUGGGUAUUUUCUCCAUCUACCAAUCCAAGGGCGCCAAGAAAGACGGCGCUGUUGCAAUUCGCAACCCAUAUCUGCGUGCCGUUGGUAUCAGCACCGACCUCGACCACACGGUGAAGGGCAGUGCCAUUUUCUCGGAAGAGGAAGAGCAAGAAUUCUUGGAAAUCAGCCGGCGGCCGGAUCUGUACGAUGCUCUCGCUCGGAGCAUUGCGCCUUCUAUCUACGGCAACUUGGACAUCAAAAAGUCUAUUGUGUGUCUGCUCAUGGGUGGCUCGAAGAAAAUCCUUCCCGACGGCAUGAAGCUCCGUGGAGACAUCAACGUCCUGCUUCUCGGAGACCCCGGUACCGCCAAGUCCCAGCUGCUCAAGUUCACCGAAAAAGUAUCGCCGAUUGCCAUUUAUACGUCCGGUAAAGGUUCGUCAGCGGCUGGUUUGACUGCAUCCGUACAACGAGACGCAGCAACCCGCGAAUUCUACCUGGAAGGAGGUGCAAUGGUUCUGGCCGACGGGGGUGUCGUGUGUAUUGAUGAGUUCGACAAGAUGAGAGACGAAGACCGAGUCGCCAUCCACGAAGCCAUGGAGCAGCAAACCAUUUCGAUCGCCAAAGCCGGUAUCACCACGAUUCUCAACUCGAGAACGUCUGUCUUGGCCGCUGCCAACCCCAUCUUCGGUCGCUACGAUGACCUGAAGACACCCGGUGAAAACAUCGAUUUCCAGACAACGAUUCUGUCCCGUUUCGAUAUGAUCUUCAUCGUCCGUGACGACCACGAACGGGGUCGUGAUGAGAACAUCGCGCGCCACGUCAUGGGUGUCCACAUGGGUGGUCGUGGUAUUGAGGAGCAAGUCGAGGCAGAGAUUCCUGUCGACACGAUGAAACGCUACAUCAGCUACUGCCGAACUCGAUGUGCCCCUCGCCUUUCUCCCGAAGCUGCCGAAAAGCUCUCCUCGCACUUCGUCUCCAUCAGAAAACAGGUACAUCGUGCUGAGCUCGACGCCAACUCCCGUUCUUCUAUCCCCAUCACGGUCCGUCAACUGGAAGCCAUCGUCCGUAUCACCGAGUCUCUCGCCAAGUUGAGCCUGUCCCCAGUCGCUACCGAAGCCCACGUCGACGAAGCCAUCCGUCUCUUCCUGGCCUCGACCAUGGAUGCCAUCACUCAGGGUGAGGGCCAAGGAAGCAAGGAGAUGAUGGAAGAAGUCACCAGAGUUGAGGAUGAGAUGAAGCGUCGUCUUCCUAUCGGGUGGAGCACCAGUCUGGCCACUUUGCGCCGCGAGUUCGUCGACGGAAGAGGCUACAGCGAACAAGCUCUGAACCGGGCGCUCAUGGUUCUCCAGCGACGAGACACCAUACGGAUUCGCUCGGGAGGGUCGCAAGUCUACCGUCACGGAGUGUAAUCUGGUUUUUGUUUAUUGUUUACUUGAUGAUAUGACGUUCGUGCUUAGUCUUGUUCCGGAGCACGGAACAAGUGGUUUAAUCUUACGGGGACGAUUGGAUUUAUUGUUAGAUGGACUCGGGCACAGCGGGUUGAACGGUGUGAUGGCGUUCUUAUUUGGCAUUGAUGGAUAUACCACCAUACAUGAAAUGAUCACAAUAUUUCCAACCAACAUAACAGGCUUCCCAUUCCCACCAGUAUAUGAUAUGAUAUUUGUCCACCUCU
Messenger RNA from Aspergillus steynii IBT 23096, 2466 nucleotides. RefSeq names its product MCM DNA helicase complex subunit MCM5. The coding region runs from base 44 to 2203 and encodes 719 amino acids. NCBI's taxonomy places the organism in Eukaryota, Fungi, Ascomycota, Eurotiomycetes, Eurotiales, Aspergillaceae. The record is from RefSeq and is a predicted model, not a curated record. Gene Ontology annotation, cellular component: nucleus; MCM complex. Gene Ontology annotation, biological process: DNA replication initiation; double-strand break repair via break-induced replication; DNA replication. Gene Ontology annotation, molecular function: single-stranded DNA helicase activity; single-stranded DNA binding; DNA replication origin binding. The transcript has 4 exons.